Molecule: messenger RNA, 759 nt
Organism: Paramuricea clavata
Lineage: Eukaryota; Metazoa; Cnidaria; Anthozoa; Malacalcyonacea; Plexauridae
Source: the annotation of a GenBank genome assembly
AUGUCAGUAAACGAAGGUCUAAAGCGUUUACGCGCAAUCCGACGCGGCCACCGGGCUGCAGCGACCAAGUCUAUAAACGAAAUUAAUAGUAUACUAAGUACGACUUUAUCAAGCGAAUCAACAACGAAACUUAAUGCUUUGAAACUAAAACUCGAAUGGAAACAGAGAACACUAAACGAACUCGACGCAAAGAUCUUAAACGAAGUAAAAAUCGAAGAUAUUGAGAAGGAAAUCGAUGAAAGCGAGGUCAUUGUGAUGAACAUUACCGAAGCGAAGGAGAAAAUCGAGUGCGCUAUCAGAGCGAACACUAAUACGAGCACACAGGUAAAUGUCGAAGCUGGCAACUCGAGUGGGAUCAGUGGACCAGUGAACAUAACAUCAACAAGAUUACCAAAACUACAACUAACUCAUUUCAAGGGCGAAGUGACAAAGUGGAGUUCUUUCUGGGACAGUUAUCACUCUGCUGUACAUUCGAAUCAAGCGCUAUCCAAAAUAGAUAAGAACAAUUACUUAAAAUCUUUAUUAGAAGGGCCAGCGGCCCGAGCGAUUGAGGGUCUUGCACUUGCCGAAGCGAACUACGAUUCCGCAACUGAAUUAUUGCAGGCGAAGUUUGGAAAGCCGCAGAAAGUCAUUAGCGCACACAUGGAUGAACUUCUGCGCCUUCCGAGUUGUAGUGGCGACAAGUCGUCGUCGCUUCGGUAUGUGUACGACAAAAUAAGCGUACACGUUCGCGGCUUAAACGCGUUAGGAGUAUCCUAG